This is a messenger RNA of Microthlaspi erraticum, 621 nucleotides long. The record is from the annotation of a GenBank genome assembly. Lineage: Eukaryota; Viridiplantae; Streptophyta; Magnoliopsida; Brassicales; Brassicaceae.
AUGGACAGUCACCAGAGCGUUCCUCAAGCUCCACAACCUCAAGACGUCAGACCAACUCCUGACCAAGCUCAAGUGGUCACGCCUACAAUUGGAACUUGUGAUGUUCCUCACUAUGAUGGGCUUAGUUAUGGAAUCCAUCCACCUCCCAUUGAAGCCCACGCCUAUGAGAUCAAGCCAAGCUUGAUAAGGUUAAUUCAAAGCUCUAAGUUCUUGGGAAAUGGAUUGGAGAAUCCUUAUGAUCACUUGGACUACUUUGAGAGGUUGUGUGGCACAUUUAGGCGUGCUGGUGUUCCUGAAGACAGUAUCAAGCUCCUUUUGUUUCCAUUUUCACUUGGAGAAAAGGCAAGCAAAUGGGAAAGAGCUAUACAAUCUCAUUUGGUCAAGUCUUGGGAUGAUUGCAAGAGGAUCUUUCUUUUAAAGUUUUAUCCCACCCAAAGAACCCACCAAAUGAGGAGAAACAUCUUAAGCUUCCAACAGGACAGCCAUGAGACCUUUCAUGAGGCAUGGGAAAGGUUGAGAGGAUACACUAGGGAUUGUCCACAUCAUGGGUUUACAAGAGAAGCUAUACUUAGCCAUUUCUAUUGGGGAGUUGCUAAGGAGCAGAAAUGGACAUUGAUGUAG